AUCCUACCUCCGAUUGGCCAGCGUCUCUCUGGUACGAACAGCUCUGGCCAGUCAGUGCGUGUCAGUCCAUCCUACAAGCCACCGGAAGUGUCUCGAGAGCGCGGGGCCCGUUAAGAUGGGCGGGAAGUGGGCGUGGCGUCGCCGCUCUGGACCCGCCUGUGUUCCCGCCUGGUUCACUGCCUCACCUCCACAGGCAAGUGCCAGGUGGAGGAAUUAGGGAGUCAGUCACUGAGGCUUCGCAUCCUGCUUUCAGAUGGAGUUCGUGAAGUGCUUGGGACACCCGGAGGAGUUCUACAACCUGCUGCGCUUCCGGAUAGGGGGUUGGCAUAAGGUGAUGCCCAAGAUGGACGAGGACUCACUCAGCAGCAGCUUGAAAACUUGCUACAAGUAUCUGCAUCAGACUAGUCGCAGUUUCGCAGCUGUUAUCCAGGCGCUGGAUGAAGAAAUGCGCCAUGCAGUGUGCAUAUUUUAUCUGAUUCUCCGAGCUCUGGACACUGUGGAAGAUGAUAUGACCAUCAGUAUAGAGAAAAAGAUCCCACUGUUACACAACUUUCACACUUACCUUUAUGAACCUGACUGGCGGUUCAUGGAGAGCAAGGAGAAGGAUCGACAAGUGCUAGAGGACUUCCCAACGAUCUCCCUCGAGUUUCGAAAUCUGUCUGUGAAAUAUCAAACAGUGAUUGCCGACAUUUGCCAGAAAAUGGGACAUGGGAUGGCAGAGUUUUUGGACAAGCAUGUGACAUCGGAACAGGAGUGGGACAAGUACUGUCACUAUGUUGCCGGGCUGGUGGGAAUUGGCCUUUCUCGUCUGUUCUCGGCCUCGGAGUUAGAAGACCCUGUAGUCGGUGAAGACACAGCGAGUUCCAACUCUAUGGGCCUGUUUCUGCAGAAAACAAACAUCAUUCGUGAUUAUCUGGAAGAUCAGCAAGAAGGAAGAGAGUUUUGGCCUCAAGAGGUUUGGAGCAAGUACGUUAAGAAGUUGAGUGAUUUUGCUAAGCCAGAGAAUAUGGACUUGGCCGUGCAGUGUCUGAAUGAACUUAUAACCAAUGCACUACACCACAUUCCAGAUGUCAUCACCUACCUUUCCAGACUUAGAAACCAAAGUGUGUUUAACUUCUGCGCUAUUCCCCAGGUAAUGGCCAUUGCCACUCUGGCUGCCUGCUACAAUAAUCAGCAGGUGUUCAAAGGGGUAGUGAAGAUUCGGAAAGGACAAGCAGUGACCUUAAUGAUGGAUGCCACCAACAUGCCAGCUGUCAAAGCUAUAAUAUACCAGUAUAUGGAAGAGAUCUAUCAUAGAAUCCCCGACUCAGACGCAUCUUCUAGUAAAACCAGGCAGAUCAUCUCCAGGAUCAGGACACAGAACCUUCCCAGCUGUCAGCUGAUCUCCCGGAGCCACUACUCCCCCAUUUACCUGUCAUUUGUCAUGCUCCUGGCUGCGCUGAGCUGGCAGUAUGUGAGCACCCUGUCCCAGGUCACAGAAGACUAUGUCCAGACCGGAGAACACUGAUUUGUUCCCCAUGGAAAGGGUUGACCUUUUUUCAAGGACAGAUACUUGCUUCCCCCUUUUUCCCCUCCUGCUUUAAUCCUGUACGAAAUCUGCGGGCUUGGAUCUUGGGAAACUGUGGCAAGCAGCUGAGAAGAGUAAGAGAUUACAUCAUCCUCAGCACCUGGUCCUUGUAGGUUGUGCUCACCCGGGCGUGAUGGCUGGUGGCCACGCCCUGGGUGCUGCCAGCCCGGGGAAGCAAUUGUAUUCGGACUGCCAAAAGAUCUUAGUGUGGGUCCUGGCUAGAAUUAUAAUGGAAUGCAUUUAAUUGGAAGCAACUUUGAACACCCACCCUAGCAGCAAAGUGAAAUGAAUUUUCUUUGUGUGUUUCCUGUU
Phyllostomus discolor (pale spear-nosed bat) is the source of this 1879-nucleotide messenger RNA. RefSeq names its product farnesyl-diphosphate farnesyltransferase 1 (gene FDFT1). Gene Ontology annotation, cellular component: endoplasmic reticulum membrane. Gene Ontology annotation, biological process: farnesyl diphosphate metabolic process; cholesterol biosynthetic process. Gene Ontology annotation, molecular function: squalene synthase [NAD(P)H] activity. NCBI's taxonomy places the organism in Eukaryota, Metazoa, Chordata, Mammalia, Chiroptera, Phyllostomidae. The transcript has 8 exons. Bases 254 to 1507 code for a protein of 417 amino acids. The record is from RefSeq and is a predicted model, not a curated record.